CUGCAACCCCAUACCAAAAAAGAAUCAUUUACUUGGACACACUUUCACUUGGCAGAACAUUUCAUACACGCAGACAGCAUUCAUAGAGAUGGAUCAAAAGAAAGCUGGGUGUUUUCUGCUCUGCGGUUUUCUACUUGCACAGGAUUUCAAAGUCUGCUCAUCGAAUGUAUCCAGUCCUGACAGUCCUGGAGUGAAUGAAAUUACCCCAGAAUUAUCAUAUGGAGCAGAAGUCCAGCGAGCAAAAAGAAGCGGAACUACAUUAGUAUUUGGAGCGAUAGAAAUUACGAAAAUUGCACUGAGGGUGGCAGAAGCCAUGAAAGGCAAUUGCAUAUACUAUCCAAGGAUUUGCCAAAACAAAAGGAUCAUCCAGAACUUGGAAAAAGAAGAAUCUGAUCAACGGGAACAACUUUAUUCAAGAGCUCAAGAAUUUUUUAAAGAGAUUCGUGAACUGUGGAGCCUAUAUUUCAACUUAGAUAUUAUUUACACAGACUUAAAAGACAAGAUAGACAUGUCUUUCAAAAGCUUUGAUGCUGCUUUUUUAUGGAUGGCUAUCCGUCCACUUUAUCUUAAAGGAAAGGUAAAUCUAACAGAUUCACAAAUUGAAGAACUUGUGUCAGUGUUUCCAAGUGAUGCAGAGAAAAUGUUUAGUCAGGACAGACAGACAGUUUUCAAAGAAUUAGGUAUCAACUUUUUUGCAAAUGUUUUUCUUUGUGUCCCUUACAAAAAAAUUGUACAUUUUCUCAAACAUACUCCUUUACCAGAAUACUUCAAGGCAGGUGGUACGUUGUCUAUUGAUAAAGUUACUGGAAAUUUAGUAAAGUUAGACUCCACACAAUAUCUGGAAGGUGACUAUAUCUUUAUCCCCGCUAAAUUCAGUGACAUUUACCAGUUAUAUAAACAUGCAUCAAAUUAUAGCACCAAUUCUGUUUUCAGCUCCAGUAACACACUUCCUGUUCGUUUUUCAGACAUAGCAGAAAUACAUGAAAGAUCUCGGGCCAAAUUUCAAUCUUCUUUGCAAGUGGUUAGAGACAGUCUAGAUGUUUCAUUGGAGGUCUUCAACAAAAGUAACUCCUUUUGGACAGACCGCACUGUCAGUGCAGAGAAUGCUAUCCUUCGGAGGAGCCAAGCACACAAAAUAGAUAAAGAACUGGAAAAUCUGAAAAACAGUUAUAUCUUGUUUCAAGAGCAGUUAAAAACAGCCCUUAGAAAUAUCACUGAAUUAAAAACUGAAUUUAAUAGUACAUGGGAAGGUGCUAUAAACAUGUUUAAAACAUUGACUGAAUUUGUUGAAGAACUUAAGAAAACAAGUAAGGACAUAAAAUUCUGGGGUAAAGACAGAAAUAAUGAGGCAGUGAGUGAAAUCCUUUCACUUCAUUUUGAAAACACAUCAGCUACUAAUAUAAUACAAAAGCAAGAGGAACUAAUUGCUUUUUUGGCAAAGCAAAAAUCAUCAUUUAAUGAAGCAUUUCUUAAAAACACCCAGAGAAUUUUAAUUUAUCAGGAAGUGGGUAAAGCAUUAGAGAAGGGAAGGGAGGUGGAUAUAAUUAAUGACCUUGUUAAUAGAGAGCUAAAAACCCCAGUAGAUAAAAAGACCAUUCUCUGUGAAAUUGCAUUACAACUCCAAGAUGAUACUUAUGACUACUACGAUCUCAGGGUAUUCCGUCCACACUGCUCAGACUCUGUGUCUAUUGCAGAGGAAGAAAGAAAAAGGACAGAUUGGAAAACUAGGGAAAAUAAAAUAGAAAUUAUCUUACAAAACUGUGAACUGUUUGACAUGUGCCUGCCCAUGGAAAGAAUUGUUCAUUUCACUGGCAUGACUGAGGCACAGGUGAAAGCUGCAAUCAAAAGACAAGGUAGGACAGAAUACCUUAAUGAGCCUUUGUAAUUCAGCAUGUUGGAUUCCACAGCAAACAAAACCAGAUACUGGCAAAUGCCAUGAAAAUGCUUGCAGUAAAAAAACAAAUGUAUUCAUCCAGUUGCUUGCUUGUCCGUCACAGAAAAAAGUAGUAUCUUUCGGAAAUAUAUAGCUCAGCUAAAUUUCAAAAUAAAAUGUUACUCAGCACUAGAGCCCAUUGGACUGCCAAUGGACUUAUGCGUCACUUACAUAAUUAGAAUAGAAAAAUGAUAUACAGCAUAGAGUGUUACGGGGAAAAGCCAGUAAAUGUGCGGAUUGAUUUCAAAUUGAAUCCACAGUUAAGCACUUCCAUGUUCCAGUGGGCAUCUGUACUAAAUAGAAGCCCGCUAGAUCUGGAAACUGAUUGGCUGUUGACACACAAUUGUUUUCUAAUACAUAAUACUCUUACAGAUAGUAUAAAAGUGGAGUUCUUUGCUGUCAUUCUAUAUUAACUUGUAAUAAAAUAAUUCAACU
Molecule: messenger RNA, 2368 nt
Organism: Polyodon spathula (Mississippi paddlefish)
Lineage: Eukaryota; Metazoa; Chordata; Actinopteri; Acipenseriformes; Polyodontidae
Exons: 4
Coding region: 89-1885 (598 amino acids)
Source: RefSeq, a predicted model, not a curated record